This is a messenger RNA of Vanrija pseudolonga, 2199 nucleotides long. Its product is annotated as Choline transport protein. Gene Ontology annotation, cellular component: membrane. The transcript has 5 exons. Gene Ontology annotation, biological process: transmembrane transport. Gene Ontology annotation, molecular function: transmembrane transporter activity. The coding region runs from base 83 to 1918 and encodes 611 amino acids. The record is from RefSeq and is a predicted model, not a curated record. Lineage: Eukaryota; Fungi; Basidiomycota; Tremellomycetes; Trichosporonales; Trichosporonaceae.
CACCACUGAAAGUCUUGCCACUCGCUCCCCGUCACCACCGGCGCAUGAGCCCUCUCAACUCAGCAUCCCUAUCGCAUGGCCCAUGUUCUAUGGACCAGUUAACCGCGCAGAUAACACUGUCCAGGAGCCCCGUCUCAGCCCCGUUUCUCGUUUAGGCGCUCUACGGCUGCGCGCUUUGGAGCUCCUGCUUACCGCCCGCCUGUUCCGACCGGGGCCCGUACGUACAUCUCUGACGACAAGAAAAGUCCCCAGCCGAGGCUGUCGAGCAGGGUUAAAAGAGCAGAGUAUUGAGGCGUCACCCCCGCUUCAGCUACACAUGAUGUCGACAACGGAAAGCAAAUCAAACAGCCCGGCAGCCAGCGUCAACGUCGGAACGGUCGGGGAGAAGGACACGGCCGCCGUCCAUGUCCACAACGCAUCCCAUGGCCACUACCAAGAAGAGGGAGAACUCAGGCGCGGGUUCUCGCUCCUGUCAUGCUUGGGCCUCGCAUUCGCAAUCCUCAACAGUUGGAACGCAAUGUCGGCAUCUGCACAGAUUGUGUUGCCCUCUGGCGGCAGCGUCGCCAUGCUCUGGGGCCUCGUUGUGUCGGCCCUCGCCACCCUGACCAUGGCCGUCUCGUUUGCCGAGGUAUGCCACGUCUAUCCCAUGACCGGAGGGCAGCUCGAUUGGACAUACCUUCUCGUCCCCGAAAAGUACCGCAACUUUGCGUCCUUCUUCGUCGGGUGGAUGGGUAGCACCGGCUGGAUCUCACUCGCUGCAAGCGCAUCCAUCAUCGUGUCCAACUUUCUGAGUGGCAUCAUCGUCAUGUGGAACGAAAACUUUGAGCUCAAGACGUGGCAGAGCUUCUUGUUCUACCUAGCGGCGACAAUCAUCUCCUGGGGUCUCAACGCCUUUGGCCUCAAGAUCUUGCCCACACUCGACCGGAUUGCAGGCCUAUGGAGCAUGGCAGGUAUUGUCGUCGUAUCCAUUACGAUCCUCGCAUGCUCGAGUGGACGCUUUGCCAGCGCCGCAGAUGUGUUUACAAAGUUCAGCAACGAAACAGGGUGGCCAGACGGCUUGGCCUUCUUCCUCGGGCUACUCCAAUCCAUGUUUGGGCUUACCGGAUUCGAUGCGGUCAGUCAUCUUGUGGAUGAGGUCCCAAGACCUGCUCGCACUGCUCCAAUGGUCAUGGUCAUGUCGAUUUGCCUCGGAGCGACCUCGGCAUUCAUCUACCUCGUCAUCUUCCUCUUCUGCGUUCAAGAUUUCGACGCCCUUGUGUCGUCGCCCACUGGCCCUAUCCUCCAGGUCUUCCUGCAGUCGACCAAGAGCCUGGGCGGAGCGACCGCCUUGUUGGUCAUUUUCAACCUAAUCGCUCAAAUCUUCGCAGGACAAGGCCUCACUACCGUUGCUUCGCGCAUGGUCUUUUCGUUUGCCCGUGACCGCGGUCUCGGACACAUUUCGCCCUACGUCGGCCACGUUCACGUUGGCCUCAAGACGCCGGUCAACGCUAUUACCUUUGUGUGCAUCUGGAUCGUUGUCCUCGGGUGUAUCCAGCUCGGCUCGUCGAUUGCAUUCAACGCCAUCAUCGCUUCAUCGGUCGUCUUCCUGCAGAUCUCCUACAUCAUUCCUAUGACAGCGCUUGUCAUUCGUGGGCAGGCUUGCUUGGAAGGUAAUCACCACCAGAAGGCGGUCUGGAGCCUCGGUCGCUUCCGCCGCGUCAUCAACAGCAUUGCCCUCGCGAUGCUGAUCUUCACGACCGUCAUCUUCACCUUCCCGCCCGCCAUCCCCGUCAACGGCGAGAGCAUGAACUAUGUUGUCGCAGUGCUCGGCGUAGCCAUCAUUCUAUGCCUCGGCACGUGGUUCGUGGAUGGCCGCAAGAACUAUCAUGGGCCUAGAGACAUCGACGCCAGACUUGCGAUCGCCGCCACUGCCCUGUGAGGUGACAAACGUCUUGGAUGGGUACCUGACAGCCUCGCUCGGUCUUCUUUCUAGUGUACAUGUAUCUGCCGUGGGGAUGUGAUCUGCACAUUCGGCGCUGUCUUCACAUGGGUCGGACGCGAUCGCUGGCGGAAGGCGUCGACCUGGCGGCUGACAUGUGGGGCCUAACGCACACCGAAGGACGAGUGCAGUUGGGAGAUGGACGUGAUCGCGCUGUGCCCCGCCAAGUAAUGCCGGAGACGCAGGAGGAGAGCCGAAUAUGGCUUUCGAAUCAGCGGCCA